UCCGGCGCUACCGCUAGGACAUUUCGUGGUUGAUCUCCCCGGACUGGCCCUGCUGAUCUCCCCCAUGGUCUCUGUCUCUAUGUAACCCCUAUAUACUCAGACUGCGGGGGGUUGCAAUUAGAAAAACUAAUUGAAGUACAUGAUUGUAUACCGUUAGUACAUCAUUGUAGAUGUAAUUAUUUCCUUUGCAGUCUCGUGGAUAAUUAAUUAAUCGUCAUUUGAAUUUUGCCUAACCAAACAUGCAUAACCAAACUAACCAAACAUUGGAAGCUCCGUACAAACGAGUCCAAACCUAGUGGAAACGAUAGAGAUAGUUAACUCUGCGACAAGGAAUCACCUGUUGGCUGUCUACAUACAAAUCAGGUCUUUCAGUGUCUGACAUAUUUUGGAGACAGGAAUUAGGUUUCCCCGCGCCAUCCACCAAUAAGUUUUGGUCUCACGUAACAGACGAUGUUGGAGGACAUGGUCAGUGUCUUCCUCUGGAGCACCUCCACAUGAACCUGGCUCUCAUUCGUUUUGUAUUCGAGGAACUGGCAAAUUUAUACUGCACACGUUCGGUCUCGUGAGUUAAAGAGCGCAAUGGAAAUUUGCAUAGACUCCCUUCAAUCUGCCCAUAACGCGAUUCGAGGUGGUGCCACACGACUGGAAAUUUGCUCAUCUCUUUCCGAAGGUGGGCUGACCCCCACCCCAGGUUUGCUUCACGUUAUCAAAUCUUGCAGUUCGCAAAUUCCCCUUUACUGCAUGAUCCGCAUAAAACCUGGCAAUUUCGUCUACACAAGAGAAGAAAUGGACGCAAUGAUUUUCGACCUGAAAAUCCUGAGUGAACAUGGGGCCGAUGGAUUUGUGUUCGGUGCGUUAACGGAAAAUUACCAGAUUCACAAGAAUUUCUGUAGAGAGAUCAUUUCCUCCGCUGCACCGAAGAGAGUAACGUUUCACCGGGCGUUCGAUGAGGUUCGGGAUCCUCUUGAAGCCCUAGAGGAUGUAAUCAGCCUCGGUUUCGAGAGGAUCUUAACGUCGGGGCAGAGGAAUACAGCUGUAGAAGGAUUGAAUUUGAUAAAAAAAAUUGUAGAAAUAGCAGGAGAUCGUAUUGUCGUAAUGCCGGGGAGCGGUAUCAACCCGGGGAAUAUAUCCGAAAUUAAACGGAUAUCGGAUGCUAAGGAGUUUCAUGCAUCUGCUAAAAUUAAAAUCACUGAGACAGAAACAGUAAAUAAAGUUAAAAUGGCCGAGACAGAGAGCGUAAUCUUUACAGCAAGUGAAGAUUUGGUUAGACAGAUGAUUCAGGCCAUCAAUGAAACGUGAUUACGGAUAUUUUUCCAUUGAUUUCCCCGUGACAACUCGGUAAAUCAGCAGAAAUCAUUUAUUUCAGUUUCUAAAAAUUGGCAGUUUGCGUACUAGUAUAUUGGGCACUAAGGGCGAAAAGUCAUGUUUUUUUUGCCCGGGGCUCACAUGCUGUUUGUCAACACACCUGCUGAGGAAAGUUCGUCCUUGGCUGCCUGAACAGCGCGAGGACACUGAGUACUUUCCUCCCCAGGGCAGGAAGUGUUCACUUUCCUGCCGCUCAUCUGGAGGCAAAUUACAAACUUUCUGUACAGAUGUGUUGGAAAAAUAUUAAUAGCAGAGACGUGAGAUUGAUCCCACGUCAUCUUCCUAAUCAAUAGCUAAUUAUUAAUAAUUAGAGACUAUUUUUUAUAAACAUUUAUUCGGAUUCAUCUUAAAAAAUA
Messenger RNA from Diachasmimorpha longicaudata, 1721 nucleotides. RefSeq names its product copper homeostasis protein cutC homolog. Lineage: Eukaryota; Metazoa; Arthropoda; Insecta; Hymenoptera; Braconidae. The coding region runs from base 580 to 1299 and encodes 239 amino acids. The transcript has 3 exons. Gene Ontology annotation, molecular function: copper ion binding. The record is from RefSeq and is a predicted model, not a curated record.